Camellia sinensis is the source of this 1871-nucleotide messenger RNA. RefSeq names its product transcription factor BIM2. Gene Ontology annotation, molecular function: protein dimerization activity; DNA-binding transcription factor activity. Gene Ontology annotation, biological process: DNA-templated transcription. The record is from RefSeq and is a predicted model, not a curated record. Lineage: Eukaryota; Viridiplantae; Streptophyta; Magnoliopsida; Ericales; Theaceae.
AGAUAGAAAAUUAUUGGAUACUUUCAUCCCCCAAAAAAAGUUGGCAUUGUGGUAGGCCCGUCAUUAUUGACGUGGAGCACCCAAUAAUUUCUCAACAAACUCGCCGGAGAGAGAGAAGAGAGAGCAGUAAUAGAAGUCCGGUUGUGGAGAUCGCCGGAGAGGCCUAUGAUUGCAGACCUAAUAACCCCCAAACCCUAAUCUAUCCAAGAGUCGUCCUCCACAGAUCUCUUUCUCUCUGUCUCUUUCUUUCUUCUACUUCUUCUUCUUUCCAUCUCCUAAAAUUCACGGAUUUCGUGAAAUUCAUUCAAGAAAUCACCAGCUGAUAAAUCAUACCCAGAUGAAAUCAGCGAAGCUUCACCAAGAUGAGGAAGAAGACGUAGACGAAGAGUUCGUUUCCCACAAAGAAACCCCCUCUUCCAAUAAUAAAGAUUGUAAGAACAACGACAAAGCCACUGCCACACGCUCAAAGCAUUCUGUCACAGAGCAGCGUCGAAGGAGUAAAAUCAAUGAGAGAUUUCAGUUACUGAGAGAGCUCAUACCUCAUAGUGAUCAGAAGAGAGAUACAGCAUCAUUCCUGUUGGAGGUGAUUGAGCAUGUUCAAUAUUUGCAGGAAAAGGUACAAAAGUAUGAGGGAUCGUAUCAAGGGUGGAGUUUGGAGCCUACAAAGCUGAUGCCAUGGAGAAAUAGUCACUGGCGCGUUCAGAGUUUUGGUGGACAUCCUCAAGCCAUAAAGAAUGGUUCUGAUCCAGGUUCAACAUUUGCCGGGAGUUUUAAUGAGAAUAAUAUCACUAUUUCUCCAACUCCGCACCCAAACCAGCUGAAUACAAUUGCAUCUGAUUCUAGUAGAGAUCUCUCUGGCAAAACAGUGGGUCAGCAACCUGAAUUAGCAAACAAGUCGUUAGCCAUGCCUAUGACUUUGCAGGCAAGUGUGCCUGCUCAUAUUCAAGGUGAUGGUGUGCUUCCCCAUCCUCUUCAGAGAUCAAUAUCUGACACACAAUCGACUGAGAUCAUGAGUGAUGCAUUAAAUCAACCAGAGGAGUUGAUGAUUGAAGGGGGAACAAUUAGCAUUACAAAUGUUUACUCUCAAGGGCUACUGAAUAAUCUGACUCAAGCACUUGAGAGUGCGGGUGUUGAUCUGUCCCAGGCCACUAUCUCAGUGCAGAUUGAUCUAGGGAAGCGAGCAAAUGGAGGACUGAUGUCUGGUAUAUCUAUUCCUAAGUAUCUCUCCAGGAUCCUACAAAUACUCCUCUGCAUCAACCAAUUGGACAUUUUAGGGAUGCAAGCAAUGGUGAGGACCCCGAUCAAGCACAAAAGAGGGUGAAGAUAUGACUAGAGGAGUGUAUCAGUCGGAUGAAGCUUGAUGAGAAGCAUCUUUAACCGGGCUUGUAAUUGUUGAUUACGUAAAGAUGGUUCAAUCUGGAUGUGACAGAAGACUUACUUCUCAGCAACUAUUGACUCAUAAGCCGCUACACAUUAUCUGUAUAAGUUUUAUGGUCUGUUUGAUGACAAAUUAAUGGAAAGGUGUCGGGUGCUUACGGAGUAGAGUUACGUUUGGUAGGGUACUUAUUGUUUUUCUGCUGGUUAUCUCAUUAAACAAGCUGCUGUGAAAUUUUGUUUCAUAGGAAAUCCUCUCUGCAUCGCAUCGUGCUGUGUUGGAUCUCUAGAAAGAGAUGAUUUGGAUAUUGAAACAAUUUACUGCUCCUCCCAGGUGAAUAGACGCAAAAGUGGAUUAGAUUUUGUUACUACUUAUAGAAACUGCUGCAGCAUUUUUUUCUUCUUCUGUUUCACCAUUUGUUUUCAUGCAAGUUUACACAGCAUACAUUCAAAUUUUUUAUUUUUUUUUUAAGACCAUUAACAAUCGCAGUUGUGAA